AAGGAAAAAAAACAAAUUUUUUUUUUUUUUUUUUUUCCUCUAAAGUUUUCUAUUUUGUCUAUUCGUGUGUGUGUUUUUUUUUAACUUCCUGAUAAUGGGAGUUUUCGAAAAGGAAAAAUCUACUAAAGAUGCCGCAGCUCUAGAGACACAGUCGCCGGAAGAUUUCAACCAACCAUCUCCUCUUCGUAAAAUCAUCUCCGUCGCUUCCAUCGCCGCCGGUGUACAGUUCGGAUGGGCAUUACAGCUCUCUCUUCUCACACCUUACGUUCAACUCCUUGGAAUCCCUCACAAAUGGUCAUCUCUCAUUUGGCUCUGUGGUCCCAUCUCCGGUAUGAUUGUUCAACCAAUCGUCGGUUUCCACAGUGACCGAUGCACCUCAAGAUUCGGUCGCCGUCGUCCCUUCAUCGCCACCGGAGCCGCACUCGUCGCCGUCGCCGUUUUCCUCAUCGGUUACGCGGCGGAUAUUGGUAAUAAAAUGGGAGACAAACUCGACCAGAAGGUAAAGGUUCGAGCCAUUGGGAUCUUCGCUCUCGGGUUUUGGAUCCUUGACGUGGCUAACAACACCUUACAAGGACCUUGCCGUGCUUUCUUAGCCGAUUUAGCUGCCGGUGACGCUAAAAGAACGCGAGUCGCAAACGCGUUUUUCUCCUUUUUUAUGGCGGUUGGGAACGUUUUGGGUUACGCUGCUGGAUCUUACACUAACCUUCACAAAAUGUUUCCCUUCACAAUGACCAAAGCUUGCGAUAUCUACUGCGCGAAUUUAAAGACUUGUUUCUUCUUAUCCAUCACUCUCCUCCUCAUCGUCACCGUCACGUCUCUUUGGUACGUUAAAGACAAACAAUGGUCUCCGCCGGCGAGAAACCCCGACGACGACGAGAAGACCUCAAGCGUUCCUUUGUUCGGAGAGAUCUUUGGAGCUUUCAAAGUCAUGAAACGUCCCAUGUGGAUGCUUCUAAUCGUCACGGCCUUGAACUGGAUCGCUUGGUUCCCUUUUCUCCUGUUCGAUACUGAUUGGAUGGGUCGUGAAGUGUACGGUGGAGAUUCAGAUGGAAACGAACGGUCCAAGAAACUAUACAGCCUAGGAGUCCAAUCUGGUGCAAUGGGACUGAUGUUUAACUCGAUAGUUCUUGGUUUCAUGUCACUUGGUGUUGAAUGGAUUGGUCGGAAACUAGGAGGAGCUAAACGCCUUUGGGGAAUUGUCAAUUUCAUCCUCGCCGCCGGUUUGGCCAUGACCGUUCUCGUUACGAAAUUGGCCGAUGAUCACCGGAAAACCGCCGGUCAAUUAGCCGGACCGAGCAGUGGUAUUAAAGCUGGAGCUUUAAGUCUUUUUGCUGUUCUUGGUAUUCCAUUAGCUAUUACAUUCAGUACUCCAUUUGCGCUAGCAUCCAUAUUUUCAAGCAGCUCCGGUGCCGGCCAAGGACUUUCGUUAGGAGUUUUAAAUUUGGCGAUUGUGAUACCACAAAUGAUAGUAUCACUAGGAGGUGGACCUUUCGACGCUCUCUUCGGUGGUGGAAACUUACCGGCGUUUAUCGUUGGAGCAAUUGCAGCAGCGAUUAGUGGAGUAUUAGCGUUAACCGUUUUACCUUCACCGCCACCGGACGCACCUGCUUUUACUAUGCUUUUUUUUUUUAUGAAACUCAUGAUCAAAUACAGUAUUAUUGUGCAAAACCCAAAAAAUAAAAGAAAAGAGAAUGGGAUAAAGUGAUAAAACUCUAAUAAACCUUGGGUAAUCUGUAUUUCACCCUUCCUUUAGUUUUUUUACUUUGUUACUGAUUUGAAUUUGAAAUAGAAUUUGUUUUUCUUUU
Camelina sativa (false flax) is the source of this 1805-nucleotide messenger RNA. Its product is annotated as sucrose transport protein SUC1. NCBI's taxonomy places the organism in Eukaryota, Viridiplantae, Streptophyta, Magnoliopsida, Brassicales, Brassicaceae. Gene Ontology annotation, biological process: transmembrane transport; sucrose transport. Gene Ontology annotation, cellular component: vacuole; plasma membrane. The record is from RefSeq and is a predicted model, not a curated record. Gene Ontology annotation, molecular function: sucrose:proton symporter activity.